AUGGCCGAAAACGCUACAGAUACGGCGACUCUCGAGGGGUCUUUUGAUGCCUUGAACUCUACCAUAGGAUCUGGAGAGAGCUGGCUAUCAGCUUUCUCAUACCUCCAAGAUCAAAGCUUUCUCAUGCUUGAGAUCAGACUUGUUCUCAGCGCCAUCGGCAUCAUCUAUCUCGGCGCCCACGCUGCUCUUCGUCGACCUCCCUCCGCGGCACCUGCAAAGAAGAAGAAUUUAGGUGAAGAGGAAGACGAGGAGCGUUUUUCUCAGGGAUUGGAGCCAUCAGAUGCCAUCAUCUUUCCCCUCAUGGCCGGUGUUGUCCUCGUUGGCUUGUACUACCUCAUCCAGUGGCUAAAGGACCCCGACAUUCUCAACAAAAUUCUGAGAUGGUACAUGUCUACCAUGUCGAUUGCUAGCUUGGUGUCUAUCUAUUCUCAUGGAAUCGAAGUGGUUACGAGCUUAGUGUUCCCACGAUACUGGCGGGGACGAGAUGGACGUCUAAGGGCAGUGGACCAGACGAAUAGAUCUGUCCACGUCUGUGACGAUGCAGGCAACCCGACGACAAAUGUUUCGACAACAGACAACCCUUUCCCCGGACCUUUUUCCUGUCUGGCGUUCUCAGACAAAAUUCGCCAGUCAGGAUGGGAGUUGCGCGGUCUUCUCACUAGACAUUGGGCCGUCAAGCUCUUCAUCCAUGGCAUGGGCAAAGAGCAAGGUAGAAUCAAGUUUGCUCAUGUGGUGUCCUUGGUCAUGGCUUUGGCUACCGCGCUCAUCUACUCUUACACUACAUCGCCUCUGUUGGCCAACACACUCGGCUACGCCAUGUGCUACGGCUCACUGCUUCUGAUCUCCCCAACGGACUUUUUGACUAGCACCCUGAUUCUUGUCGGUCUGUUCUUUUACGAUAUUAUAAUGGUAUUUUACACCCCAUAUAUGGUCACAGUCGCAACCAAGCUGGAUGUGCCCAUCAAGCUCACUUUCCAGGCUGCGGAGCGCAAGAGUAUUCUUGGUCUGGGUGAUAUCGUCAUUCCAGGCAUGGUUAUGGCUCUAGCCCUCCGAUUCGACCUCUGGCUCCAUUACGAGAGCAAGAUCAAGUACGAAAGCACCGACUUGAAGCUCAUUGAGAAGGACCCAUCCUCAGGAGCUUUUGUCACUAGAAGCGAGACGAAACACAAGGAAGUCAAGGCCAAGUAUGUCAACGUCAAGGGUAACUGGGGAGACAACCUUUGGACUCGCGGAGCUUUCUUCCUCUUUGGAUCUAAGCAGGUGCCCCAAGACCUGGCGGCCACACGUUUCCGCAAGACCUAUUUCUAUGCUUCAGUCGCUGGCUAUCUUCUCGGAAUGUGUGUUACCUUGGCUAUGCUUUUGGUGUUCAAGCGCGGCCAGCCUGCACUCCUGUAUCUUGUUCCUGGCGUGUUGGGUUCGCUGUGGCUGACAGGUCUGGUCCGUGGAGAAAUCAAGCAGAUGUGGAAGUACACUGAGGACGGAAGCCUCGAUAUUAUCGAUGUGGUUGUCGACUUGGAUGGUGAUGGUAAUGCUGUCAAGAGAAUCGGCAAGCUCGAGGAUGGCGUUGUCGACCUUACCAAGGACGACAAGAAGGAGAAGGAGGAAGACAAGACAAAGGAAGAGAAGAAAGGCGAUGGAAAGGAAAAGCACCGUGUCUUCAUGCUCUCAGUCGAUGCCGAGGAGGAGACCAAUUCGGAGUAG
Messenger RNA from Fusarium graminearum PH-1, 1701 nucleotides. RefSeq lists its product as uncharacterized. Bases 1 to 1701 code for a protein of 566 amino acids. NCBI's taxonomy places the organism in Eukaryota, Fungi, Ascomycota, Sordariomycetes, Hypocreales, Nectriaceae. Gene Ontology annotation, molecular function: aspartic endopeptidase activity, intramembrane cleaving. Gene Ontology annotation, biological process: membrane protein proteolysis. The transcript has 2 exons. Gene Ontology annotation, cellular component: membrane; cytoplasmic side of endoplasmic reticulum membrane; lumenal side of endoplasmic reticulum membrane. The record is from RefSeq and is a predicted model, not a curated record.